CUCCAGGCAACUUUCUCGCUGCCGCCGUCACGACGACAGCGCCGCCGCGCUUUCCCGCUGCCUUGGUGCGCUUAGUGAGCCUGUCUGGAGCUCCCCCGUAAUUCGACCACAUUCGCGACAGCCCUACCACUGUAGAGGCGCCUUCACUCCCGCCUGGUACGCGCAACUUGGAGAAUGCGCCUCUGCAUAUAAUAUGCCCUCCGCUCGCCCAAGGGCUUCAUUUGAGCCUAUACCGCCAGAUUUCGAUGUGCGCACAUUCGUCGAGACCGCAGACAACUUCCAAUAUGUGGAUCGCAUUUCCUAUGAGAUGAUCGCCAGUAAUGGCAUCGAGCAGUUCGAGAAACUCGUCUUGCUCCAUGUUAUUAUUGGCGGGAAGCCUUUAGUCAUCGACGGCUUCGAAGAAGUCCUGGACCCUUGGACGUUCACACCGUCCUGGCUUCGCGACAACCACGGUGACAAAGUCGAGAAUGCGCGUAACCUUACGUCAAAGGAGAACAUCCCUCUCACUAUUAAGCACUACCUCAUGCACCUGACAAAGCUCACCGAUCAAUUCUUCGGCAACCCAGACGGCUACAGAGACAAGACACGCCAGCGGAUUUACCUGAAAGAUAUCGACUGCCCUCAGGUCUGGCAAGACAAGCUCAAGGACCACAUACCUUCCGGUCUGUUUUAUCUCAACGACAGUACUGGAGAGGUUGAUGGAGCUGGUGCAUGGGAAGACUUUACCGGACGCAAAGGCCGCGGCAUUGGGCGCGCUGGAGACCUGAUGAGCAGUCUACCGCCAGAGAUGCGCGCCGAGAAUCUGAUGUGUUACAUUGGGCACGAAGGGACAUAUACACCAUCUCAUCGAGAGAUGUGCGCUUCGCUCGGUCAAAACAUCAUGGUGGACGCGUCCAAGCAGAUCGGCGAGGACGGUAAGCCUGAACACCCUGGAUCCUCGCUGUGGUUUAUGACCGAAAUGAAGGAUCGCCAUCUGGUUUCCGAGUACUGGCUGUCAGUGCUCGGUCACGACAUCGAGGUUGAGGACCACUUCGCCCAGCUGAUUGCAUGGAAGAAGGCACCCUUCAAGACGUACGUUGUCGAGCAGCGCCCGGGCGACUUCAUCCUGAUUCCACCGCUGGCCCCACAUCAAGUCUGGAAUCGCGGAACCCGUACCAUGAAGAUCGCUUGGAACCGUACAACCGUCGAGACCCUCGAACUUGCCAUGUCCGAAGCUCUGCCGAACUCCAGGGUCGUCUGCCGUGACGAGCAAUACAAGAACAAGGCCAUUGUUUACUACACCCUUUCGAAAUACUCACAGCUCAUCAAGACUGCUCGCGCACAGGUCGAAGCCGGUGGCGAACAAGCCGAAGCUAUUCAGCAUUCAGUCAAGGUGCGACAAGUACAACGCGACUUCAAGCGCCUUUUCGACCUCUACAAAUCGAUCAUGCUCUCAGAGAUGUUCGACCACAAUUCUAGAGAGCAGUGUGAGUUCCUUCCUUACGACAGCAAUGUCACCUGCGCGUACUGUAGGUGCAACAUCUUCAACCGCUUCCUUAGCUGCAAGACCUGCAAGAAUUUGUUCAGCUCUGAGAUCGAGGAGCCAUACGACGUCUGCAUGGACUGCUAUUGUAUGGGACGCAGCUGUGGUUGUCAGUCUGGCUACCAGUGGGUCGAGCAGUGGAAGUGGAAAGAUCUCAUCCACAAAUACGAAGAGUGGCGCGCUCAGAUCAUUGAUAUCGACGGUCAUAUGACCGAGAAGACUCCUCUCCCUCUGCAAGAAGAGCGGCGAUACCUUGGCAAGAAGACACUGGCACAAGUGUGUCAGAAGCAGCUAAGGAUCCGACCGUUCGUGGACAUCAAAGCACCACAGAUUGAGGACAAUUCCGAAGAUGAAGAGGUCGAAGUUGACGCUUAUGGCGUCGCGAAGAGGGUCAAGAACAAGAAGCCCAAGAAGUGGUUGAGGACGCACAAGUCUUGCCAUGUAUGCCUGCAUCGGCACCCCAAUUGGAAAGUGGCGUUCUGCUCGAACUGCGACUUAGGCUUUUGUUACGGCACGCUAUUUCGGGCUCACGAUAUGAUGCCUCUGAGCGUUAUGGAGCAACAGAACUGGAAGUGUCCACACUGCCGGAGGGUGUGCAAUACAGGGCACUGUAGACGUGAUCCCCGUCAACGUCCGUACGAACCCAAGGGCACUCUACUUGGCCACGACACCAAAAAGGUAGCAGAUCCUCGCUCUGUCGAAUGUCUCGUCGAUUUCAGUGUCUCCAAUCUCAACUGGAUGCGCGAGGAAGAAGGCAUGGGUCAAACUGCAAUUCAGCGGCGCAUGCAGCAAGCGGAGCAAGACCGAUUGGCAGACCCGUCGCUGGAUCCCCGAUACAUGGACGAAGACCCUACGUACCGAACCGGUAUCGCAUACUCUCCGGUCGAAGAUGCAGACGGUAAUGUCAACGACAACGGUGGCUUCAUUAAAAUCGACACAAUACAAAACGGCGAGUACCCUCACGACCCGGAUGGGGAUAUACCGAGACUGGGACAGAAGCGAGGGCGCGAUGAUGAAGAUGAGCAGACUGGUCGCAAGAAGAAGUCCAAGAAGCAAAAGAAGAAGAAAGACGAAGAUCAGCCACUCGAACCGAAGAAUGUCUCUGGCAAACAAUAUCAGAAGGAGAUGCAGCGUAGGCUCUUGGACGAAGCCAAGCGCGAGGAUCGUUUCAUUCUUGUCGCCGCGAAAAUGAAGAACAAGUCCAAGGUGAUCAAACUCUUCCUGGACCCGCAAAUUCUCGAGAACAUCAGCAACCGACCGGUGCCUGAGCGUCCUUUGGCUACAGCACAACAGGAAACACCCGAGGAGGAAGCCGGUGGCCACAUGGUAUCAAUCCUUCAGUCAGACAUCAUACCUAAAGGCAAUGCUGCAAGGACCAUCGGUGAGAAAGAGAAGGCCACGAAAGUGUUCCGAUACAGAGUGGAGCCUGACGAUUCGUAUAAGUCAAAGAAGCGCAACAACGACGCUGGCGGACCUGCCAAAACAUCCGGUCGACCUCGCGGUUCAAAACGUUACGAAGAGAUCACACUUGACUCCGAUGAAGAGUUGUUCGAUGAUGGUGAUGACGACGAUGCGGACGGCGCAUAUCCUGGGCAGAUUCGUCAACGUAAAUCGAACUGGCUGGCUCGAAAGAAUCAAGAUGAGGAUGAGGGCCUGCCAACAGAGCUCCCUGCCGACUUCAGGGACGGUGGUAUGCGCCCGGGACGUGAUCGUGAGCGAGAGCGCGAGCGAGCCCGUGAACGGACCGAGAAGAGGAAACUGACGCCAGCCAAGCUACAGCCAGGUAUCAGACCGAAGGGUCGGCCCCCAAAUAAUCGUAGCAAUAGCAUGGGGGACAUUGCUGCUGGGCCGGAGAUUGAAGCCCAAGACGCGCCACAGGAGGUCCCAGAAGCGACUGAUGAGGAGGAGGAGGAGGACCAGUCCGUUGAAGCACUCAUGCUUGCCGAACAGGCUGCUGCUGUCGCUCUCGUGGCUCAACAGUGCGAAGAGGAGGCUCGCAAACGUGGAGAGGAGGAGGUACAACGCAAGGCGGCUGAGGAAGAAGAGAAAGCGGCAGCAGCCGAGCGUGAAGCACAGGAGAAUCUGCGCGCCAAGAUGGCGCUUUUCAACUCUGAUGAUGAUGAGCCUGUAGACGAUUUUCUCAACGACCUUGUCGAUGAGGACCCAGUCCUGGACGAUGACUUUGACUUUGCUGAGCCCAUCCGCACUGGCCCGCCUCAGGCGACGAACUCUCUAUUCGAUCGUCCAGAGAUGAACGGCAAGAAGAUCAAGGUUGUCUCUACUGCCUCGAAGCGUAACGGCGAAACUAUCAGAACGACCACUACAACCACCUUUACGACACCUGUAUCGACAUUUACGAGCGUCAACAAGGAACCACAAGCAGUGGACAUGUCAGACUCUGACGAUGAUGACGAGAUUCCUGCAAGUGCUCCUGUACCCAAGAAGGCUGUGGGCCGACCUCGUGCGGUGCCAUCGAGAGGCGGCAUGGUGCCAAUUCGAGGUGGUGGUACGCCAAAGCGUGGCCGUGGACGACCAAGGAAGACUACGUAAAACUUGGACAGAGCUGCGGCGGAGAAAAUUCAAGUACAGGGUUUGUUAGUGUAUCCUAUCUUCUUUCUUUGCAUCCCAGCGAGGCGCUUGGGAAUUUUCACGGUAUCUACGUUGGUUUGCUUUCCGAUUAGGAUAGCUCGGUCAACCGUAGCAGUCAGCCAUACAGCCCUGUAGGCUCAACGAUACCAUUUCAACCAUACGACUGCAUCGUUUCGAAUUUCUGAUAUCGAGAGAAUAAUCGAGCGGAAUACCCCUGG
Messenger RNA from Didymella exigua CBS 183.55, 4329 nucleotides. RefSeq lists its product as uncharacterized. The coding region runs from base 194 to 4072 and encodes 1292 amino acids. The record is from RefSeq and is a predicted model, not a curated record. The transcript is spliced from 2 exons. NCBI's taxonomy places the organism in Eukaryota, Fungi, Ascomycota, Dothideomycetes, Pleosporales, Didymellaceae.